Notechis scutatus (mainland tiger snake) is the source of this 1641-nucleotide messenger RNA. The record is from RefSeq and is a predicted model, not a curated record. Lineage: Eukaryota; Metazoa; Chordata; Lepidosauria; Squamata; Elapidae.
GGAGAGCGGCGCCGGCGGCUUGGAAGCUCCCUGACUUCUCUGCGAGAAGUGGCCGUGGCCGCCGCCGCCGCUUUGGAGAAGGAAUCGGGAGACGCGGAGAAACGGCAACUGGAGACAAAGCGAAGGGGCGGGAGGAAGCUCUCGCUGGGACAUCUCAAAUCCAGCCCGAUGUGGCUUCCAUUCUUUGGGGAGGGAAGAGCAUUUGGGUGCCGUCCCAAAGAGGCGACCUCCCCGCCGCCUCUUCUCUCUCUUUCCUUUGUGCACCGCUAGGUCUCCUAGGAGAGCCGGCAGCAGAUCGGGGUGGCAAAACAGGGCAGCCCGGAUCCGGCGAUUCCUGCUCUCGCCGCGCCCUGUCAUUGAUGGGAAAUCAACUGGAUCGCAUCACCCACCUGAGUUACAGCGAACUGCCGACCGGGGACCCCUCGGGGAUCGAGAAAGACGAGCUGCGCGUCGGAGUGGCUUACUUCUUCUCCGACGAGGAGGAGGAUCUGGACGAGCGAGGGCAGCCGGACAAGUACUGCGUGAAGGGCUCGAGCAGCCCGGCCCAAGAGUCCCCCACCCGCCACCACCACGCGCCGCCGCAGCUGGUGCUGAGCGAGACCCAGUUCUCCGCCUUCCGCGGCCAGGAAUGCAUCUUUUCCAAGGUGAGCGGAGACUCCCAGACUGGAGAUUUGAGCGUCUGUCCGGCGUCUUCCCUGCCUGCCCUGUGCAAGCCGGGAGACCUGCUGGAGCUGCUCUACCUGGGGCCGUCCGACCACCCUCCGCCGCCCCCGCAGUGGGCAGUCUAUGUGGGCAACGCUCAGAUCAUCCACUUGCACCAGGGCCAGAUUCGGCAGGACAGCUUGUACGAGGCGGCCGCCGGCAACGUGGGCCGGGUGGUGAGUAGCUGGUACCGCUUCCGCCCCCUGGGGGCCGAGCUGGUAGUGCAGAACGCCUGCAGCCACCUGGGCUUAAAAAGCCACGAGAUCUGCUGGACGAACUCGGAGAGCUUCGCUGCUUGGUGCCGCUUCGGCAAACGGGAGUUCAAAACGGGCGGCGAGCUUCAGCCGCCCUCCGGCACUCCGUCCCAGCAGCAAUACUAUCUCAAGAUCCACCUGGCGGACAACAAGGGCCACACGGUGCGGUUCCAAAACUUGGAGGACCUCAUUAGGGAGAAGCGCAGGAUCGACGCCAGCGGUAAACUGAGGGUGAUCCAAGAGCUGGCGAUCGUAGAGGAGGAUGAUAGCAAAGAAUAAAAGGCGCGAGCGGGGAGAAGGGAGACCGGCCGUGGCCCGAUCGGCAAGCACCACCCAUCCUCCCCGCGGACUCGAACCGCCCCCUUGUUGCUCGCCUCCUUCCGCCUUUUCUCCUUCCCCGGUCUUCCCCGUGGAGGGAAAACCACCACGGCCACGUUGCAAACGAGACCAGCGGCUGCCCUUGCCUUGGCUUCGGUCGGAGGUUGGUUCGCCUUCUGCGAACCGGGAUCGCCUUCUGCGAACCGGGAUCGCCGUCACCACGAUCCUGACGACCCGUGGAGUGGAGUGGAGAGGGGUGGGGUCGGCCACGCGAUGAGCAAAAUCUGUGGACAAAGUCGCUCAGUGUUAAUACUUCCCAUCCUGCUUAAAUAAAAAAAAUGUUUUAAAAAAAAUUAACUCCCCCCUU